Messenger RNA from Closterium sp. NIES-65, 525 nucleotides. Lineage: Eukaryota; Viridiplantae; Streptophyta; Zygnematophyceae; Desmidiales; Closteriaceae. The record is from the annotation of a GenBank genome assembly.
AUGAUGCCAACUGCCCUGCCCUGCACCCAAAGGGACUGGUGCGGGCACCCACCCAUCGUCUGGCCCUCCCAGCUUUCGGCCUCUCCUGCCCCUGCUGAACCUCUUCCUGCCCCCACUAACCCUCUUGCUGUUGCCCCUGUUGACCCUCCUGCUGCUGCCCCUGCUGACCCUCUUGCUGCUGCCCUUGCUGUCCUCUCUCCGCUCCCCUACUGGCCUGCCCCUCCUGCCCCUGCUGGGCCAUCUGCUGUAGUCGUUGCUGUUGCUGUCUCCUCUCCUCCACUCAGCCAGCCUGCCCCUGCUGAUCCUCACGCCGCUGCCCUAGCUGAUCCUCCUGUUGCUGCCCAUGCUGACCCUCCUGCUGCCGCCCCUGUUGACCCUGCUGACCUUCCCGGUGCUGCCGCUGUUGCCCUCUCUCCUCUCCCCUACAAACCUGCUGUUGCUGUCCCUGCUGGCCUUGCGGCUGCUGCUGCUGCCGCUGCUACUGCAGCUGCUGUUGCUGCUGUCCCCUCUCCUCUCCCCCACUAG